Messenger RNA from Bombus huntii, 3943 nucleotides. RefSeq names its product elongation of very long chain fatty acids protein AAEL008004. The transcript is spliced from 6 exons. Gene Ontology annotation, biological process: very long-chain fatty acid biosynthetic process; sphingolipid biosynthetic process; fatty acid elongation, monounsaturated fatty acid. The record is from RefSeq and is a predicted model, not a curated record. Lineage: Eukaryota; Metazoa; Arthropoda; Insecta; Hymenoptera; Apidae. Gene Ontology annotation, cellular component: endoplasmic reticulum membrane. The coding region runs from base 1164 to 2144 and encodes 326 amino acids. Gene Ontology annotation, molecular function: fatty acid elongase activity.
GCAAGAUGGCAAGUUGGCGGCAGUGGUUUUCGUCGUCGGCCCGGCGGCCCUCGUUUCUAUCGUUUUCGUCGCGUCGUCUUCGUUGUCGUUCCCGUUGUCAUCCUCAUCUUUGUCGCGAUCGGUUUUUCCUUUAAUCAUUUUUAAAGAGACUCGGUUUAUUUUGUUCGGUUUAGACGGUCGCUGCGCUACGUCGAGUACGAGUCAUAGAGAUAUCUGGCAAGGGGCGAGGUAGGAGAUCCGUAUGCGAGCACGCAGAAGAGUGACAGGUUACGAAGAGUCGGUCAAGAGUCGUAGAGAAAGACAGAAGGAAGAAAAAAGAAAGGGCGGAAAGAAAGAAAGGGGAAAAGGGGGGGAAGAAGACUGGUAAAAUGAAGCAUCGUGGACGAGGGUAGGGCAACGGUGACCAACAGCGAGGUGGAUAGGUGGCAGGUAGCGUAAACGGAAAACGGCCGGCAGUUAGAGUGUACAAAAAGAAACGAGGUACCGUCAGUCAAGUGCGACCGCGUGCACAGGAAACUCUUGUCCAGAUAUAAUUUUGUUAUCCCUCCUCUUUUUCCCUCGCUCUUUAUUUCUUUAUCUUCCUCCUUCUGCUUCCAUUUCUCUCUCUCUCUCUCACUCUUUGUCUGUCUGUCUGUCUGUCUGUCUGUCUGUCUGUCUCUCCCUCUCUCUCUCUCUCUCUCUCUCUCUCUCUCUCUCUCUCUCUGUUCUUCUCUUCCUCUUCACCUUUUUCCUUCCGUGAUACGCGCUCGCGACGGAGAGGAGGAUAAAAAUCACGUCGAUGAAGGAAUCUGAUGACGAGCAGUCAUCAUCUUUAUUCGUGUUUGCUUGCUUCUAACAGCGAGAAGCGAGUCGAGCUUGCAUUCCAUUUUGCAAUACGAUUCACGAAACUGAUAUAAAGACGGAAGGAGUACCACCAAUCAACCUACACAUUCCACGAGGAUAUAAGGACGAGUUCCGCAUUUUUCUCUGCGACUACAAACCACCAACGUGCUUAUUUUAUGUACCAUCGGCUAGGUGACAAGAAGAAAAACGGAUAGUGUAAGAACUUGGAGAAACAGCAAAGCCGGUAAUCACGGUACUACGAGACGUUAGUAACAAGGAGAGAAAGAUAACCGAAGGAGGAACAGACGGAAAGCAACGACAAAAAACAGACUUGAGCCAAGAUGACAGCUAUAGUGACGGAUCUGGUGCACGGGUACAGGGAUCUAAUGGAUAACAAGUCCGAUCCCCGGGUGAACAAUUGGGUGAUGAUGAGCAGCCCUUUUCCAACGAUGGCGAUAUGCCUGUCUUACGCUUAUUUCAGCAAGGUUUUGGGACCGAGGAUAAUGGAAAAUAAAAAACCUUUCAAACUUCGAGGAAUCCUGAUAGCGUACAACUUGGUUCAAACACUAUUCUCCACAUGGAUCUUCUACGAGUACUUGAUGAGUGGUUGGGCGAAAGGAUACAGUUUCCGAUGCCAACCGGUCGACUACUCCAACAGCCCCUUGGCUCUCCGAAUGGCGAAUACAUGUUGGUGGUAUUACAUUAGCAAAUUCACCGAGUUCUUCGAUACCCUCUUUUUCAUUCUAAGGAAGAAGAACCAACACGUGUCAACGCUUCAUGUAAUCCAUCAUGGAAUAAUGCCAUUCUCUGUUUGGAUGGGUUUAAAGUUCGCACCAGGUGGCCAUAGCACUUUCUUCGCUCUCUUGAACACUUUUGUUCACAUUGUAAUGUACUUCUAUUAUAUGGUGGCUGCAAUGGGGCCUGAAUAUCAAAAGUACAUUUGGUGGAAAAAGUACCUGACUACCUUCCAAAUGGUGCAGUUCGUGUUGAUCAUGAGUCACCAGUUCCAGCUUCUAUUCACAGAGUGUGAUUAUCCUCGCGGCUUCAUGAUUUGGAUCGGUUUACAUGGCGUGCUUUUCUUAGGUCUUUUUUCGGACUUUUACAAAGCGAAGUAUGUGGGCAAAACGAAGAAACCAACAGACAAGAGUUUACAGAAUGGUUCGACCGGUCUUUGUAUGCCUAUAUUGGAGGAUUCGGUGCCACGACAAAACGGUGUCUCGUCGUACGCGACUAUCUACAACAAGGAAUACAACAGUUGUUACAGCAACGGUACCAACAACGGUUACGUUGCCAACAAUAAUACAGAGAAAAAGCUCGCUUAGAACAUUCUGAUUUUGGUAAAAGCUCGUAAAGAACCAUCGAGAUACCAAAUCACACGAUGCAGUUAAUCACGCGUUGAAUCUCGCCGGCACUUUUGAGGAUUGUGCUGUGACUUCGUACACAACGUCUUGUUGAUCGAUCUAAUUCGAGUAGUGACUGCACGCGGUUCUACAGGAAGAUAAACUAUGCUAGUUGUAAUUCGCCGCGAAGUCUGUGUUCAUGUUCACACGUAGAGUCGUCGACGAGAGACCAGUCGCGCAUACGUUCGAUUUUCUGCUAACGCUUUAAAUUAUUUCAUAUUAAACUGUAUUAAUGGGCUGGCGAUUGCGUUUAUCGGGAUAGUCUAACAAGGUUAUAUAAGGGGAGUAUAUAAGAAUUAUUACUGAUAAUAUAUAUUAUUAAUAAGGAAAGGGCUCUUCUGCACUGUAUUAUUGUGUAUCAUAUGUAUGUAUAAUGGCAUCCGCAACCGGAUUGUGGGUGGUUCUGAAAAUCGUUGCCUCGUCGAUGGCUUUACGGAUAAAAGCAUAAAGGAACGUGAAGAAUGACCGAGGAAUGCGAAGAGACCAGAGUAAAUAAACGGACAAAAUUAAAACGCGCACACGAUGAGUAAAUCAAUAAUCGAUCCUCAUCGGAACAUUAUGUUUUCCGCACGCGAUUGGCGACAGCGUUUUAUUGCGUGCGUUAUGUAUGCGUGAACAAGUGUGAUCGUUUGUUAGUUAUACGUGAUUACGAGGCAUUUCUUAUUGGGACGCAUCGAAACGAUCCCCUUUACCAUAUUUCCUUAUUGUCCGACUCUGUCUCUCUAUUGCCCCGAUUGUGUUCAAAGCUUUGGUGUUCGUCGUAUAAGUAAGCGUCUGUCGAUUCGCAUUUGAAAGGAGAAAUCGUACCACUCCUUCCUCUCGAAGCUUGAUUCUCCUCCUUUUUUAUUGAGAGAUCGUCGAUUAGAUCAACUCAGCAAAAGACAGUAGUUCUCUUGAAUAUGCAACGCUCGAAUAGCUUUUUUAUUGCUUAAGAUCAAGCAACGCAAUACUUAUUUUCAAUAGAAUAUUCGAUGAAAUCUACGAAUAUUUCAGUUGUUAUUGCAGAAUCAAGCUUCCGAAGAGUUCUAGAAAUUCUCGACGAAAUUUAUCUCUUGUUCACCGUUCGAACUGGUCAAAUUGGGAAAAAAGAAGGUUGAACGCCAAUCGUUCGAAUAUAUGUACAUGUUAUAAACGCAUGGGGGGGAAAGAGAAAACGUUUAUCUAGGAAUCAUACAAAUCUCUUAUUAAGGAUACAAACUUUUGUACUCGUCCUAUUACGGAAAGAUGAAGGUUUUUAUUUAUGAUCGCACAGAAAUAAAAAAAUCUGACGGAAAAAAAACAAUUCGAUCCUAUAAAUUUAAUGUUGUAUAUUUUUACAAAGAAAUAGAUCAAUUGCAUAAUAAAAGAGACGUUAAUGGUGUCAAAGAUGUGCUUUCUUGUGAAAGUAUUCAUAUAUGAAAAUUUAUUAUUGCCAAGUUUCAAUAACGUAUUAGAAGAAUAUUUGAAGAAUGGUUUAUAAUAAAAAAAGUAAAAAAGAAAAAAAAGAGAAACUAACGUCGACAAGACUGUUAAUGUAGUCGUAAAACGUACAUGUAAAUAUUAUUUCCGGAUUUUGAAAAAGAUACUUUCUUUCUUUGGUGAAAUUAGCUUUCGACGAUAUACGAAUGCAUUUCUUCAGUUGACAGAUCAACAAAGGUCUGUUCCAAUCUUUAUCAUUCGUUCCAAUGUGUACAGGAAUUGAUCUUCGAGUUACGAUUUAGCGAAUAAUUUUAUAUCUUCAA